Molecule: messenger RNA, 641 nt
Organism: Salvia hispanica
Lineage: Eukaryota; Viridiplantae; Streptophyta; Magnoliopsida; Lamiales; Lamiaceae
Product: auxin-responsive protein SAUR50-like
Biological process (GO): response to auxin
Source: RefSeq, a predicted model, not a curated record
UCCACCCUUUCCCUCUAUGCAACAGUCAAGAAACCAUAACUUACCUCUUCCACAAAAUUGCUAUAAAUCUCCAAUCCAUGACACAAAAAUGUUGGGGAAGAAACUUGGAUCAAUGAAGAAACUCGGCUCAAAGAAGAAACUUGGAUCAAUGAAGAUACUAGCCAAGAAGGUUAAGUCCAUUGGAAGCAACGAGGCAUCAUAUGAUGACAACUUGCUCGGGGAUGACGGAGUAGUACUCUCCGAAGCAUGCACGACUCCCAUCGGAACCUUCCCUAUGUACGUGGGAAAGUGCCGGCAGAGAUUUGUAGUGCCAACGGGCUAUCUGUCACACCCUUUGUUCAAGAUCAUGUUGGAGAGGGCGUAUAAUGAGUUCGGAUUCGACCAAACAAAUGUGCUGGUUGUACCGUGCAGUGUUGCCGCAUUUGAAGAAGUGAUCAAUGCAAUUCAAUGCUGCAAUCCCAAAUUCGAUUUUGGUGAGUUGGUGCAGGAGUUUAUUUAGCCUAAUUAGGCCUUGUUUAAUUAGUUGUACAUUAGUCACAUACAUAUUAGAAUACACACAAGUUCUAAUUUAUUUUGUCAUGUUAUAAUCAAUUCCAUAGAUUCAAUUCAGAAGAAAGUUAUUUCAGUCUUUUUACAGCAAA